UCUCCCUCCUCCUGUAUGUAGGAGUGAUGAUGGAUGGAGACAUGCCCCCCAUGGGAGACAGCCCCACUCAACAGGGGCAGUGGAUAACUGGAGAAAAAUCAUCUGUGGAGGAACCUGCUGAAGAGACUGUGAAGGCCUCCAGGAUAACAGGAGGCACCAGAGGAGCCAAGAUGAUCUCAGCCAAGAGUACAGAGUCAGUAGAUGGAGUCAGUAGUCCAGGAAGUCGUUCUCCUGCCAGCCGAUCCUCCACUCCAAACAGAGACGUGAAGAAGGUGGCAGUGAUCCGGACACCUCCCCGGUCUCCUGGCUCUGCUCGUGGACGGACACCCCCCCUCCCUUCCCACCCCAUGCCAGACCUCAGUAAUGUGAAAUCAAAGGUCGGAUCCACGGAGAACCUGAAACACACACCUGGAGGAGGCAAGGUUCAGAUUGUUAACAAGAAGUUAGACAUCACUAAUGUGAUGUCAAAGUGUGGUUCCAAAGACAACAUCCACCACAAACCAGGUGGAGGGAAGGUGGAAAUUAAAUCAGAGAAGGUGGAUUUUAAAGCUGUUCAGUCAAAAGUUGGUUCUUUGGAGAACAUCACUCAUGUGCCAGGAGGAGGGAAGAAGAAGAUUGAGAGUCAGAAACUGACCUUCAGAGAAAGCGCCAAAGCUCGAACUGACCAUGUUGCUGACAUCAUCACCCAGUCUGAAUCCUCCCUUCAUCAUCUUAGCAACACUUCCUCCCCUGGAAGCCUUAAUGCUGCUGAAGCUCCGCCCCUGGACACUCUGGCCAAUCAGGUGUCUGCCUCCCUUGCCAAACAAGGCCUGUGAUUGUAUGAGCCUGUGCCUGCAGACCCCUCGCCCUCCUAUUACCAAGGAAACUGGAAAAAAUCAUACUGCCUUACGCCUCAUGACCUUGACCUACACUGCACUGACAGGUUGGAGAGAUUUUAUGAAGUGAAGCAAAUUGAGGCCUUAUAGUUAAGUUUAUCAGCCAGGCGAGUGCAUCCGAGUGUCCAACUGUUCUCUGUUUUCUCUGCAGUCAGGUGGGAACACAAACAUCAGUUUAAUGAUUAAACUGAUGUUUAUGUUCUCCUCUGGAUUAAAGUUGAAUCCACCCAGAAGCCAUUAGCCUGGCUUAGGAUAAAGAAACAGGGGAACUGAUAGCCUAGAUCCAUUUAAAAAAACAUCAAAUAACUGCUAACCUAUCAGAUGGCAAGUUAAAGGUUUUGGAGAGAUGAAGUCUCACUCUGAGGAAACAAACAUCAGUCAGAACAACAUGAAACAUGAAGAGCUGGAUAAAAAGAGAUCAAAACAUCAUGUGGAGUCACAUUGAUAGACUGUUAAAUGAUCAAAAAACAUUUUCUCUUAUUGCCCAGCCAUAGUUCCAGGAGUCCUUGAAAAGAAGAAACUUACAUUUAUCAUCUCGGUUGACUUGGAAGAAAACAGAGAACAUCCUAGACCGUGCUAAUGGAUUACUAACCUGGAUUAGCAUGUUAGCUUCUUCGAUUAGCCACUUAGCUUCCUUUAUAAUGUCCCUCCAAUCACAGAAAGCCUCUCCCUGACAUCAUCUGCCUCAGCCAAUCAUCUUUUCUGUGUUUCUAAACGCUGACAUGCUGUAAGCCCCUCCCCCACCACUAUCAUUAAACAAUACGCAGAAUACAGUUUGAUACCAGGUGCCAAAACCAUGCUGUGGGCUAUCAAAGUGCUUUGUACCAAUAAAGUUUCUCUUGAAUCUGA
Molecule: messenger RNA, 1724 nt
Organism: Monopterus albus (swamp eel)
Lineage: Eukaryota; Metazoa; Chordata; Actinopteri; Synbranchiformes; Synbranchidae
Gene: maptb
Product: microtubule-associated protein tau b
Exons: 9
Coding region: 27-815 (262 amino acids)
Biological process (GO): neuron projection development; microtubule cytoskeleton organization
Cellular component (GO): neuron projection
Molecular function (GO): microtubule binding
Source: RefSeq, a predicted model, not a curated record